AUGAAUCCGCAAGCGCCGAAUUCACAGGUGAGCACCUUUUUAAACGAUAUAUCGUUCGAUUUCGGUGCUGCUGACGCGCGAGGAAAUCUCGACGCGUCGCAACACGGGAGGAGACAGAGUCAAAGACUCAAUACUAAUUUAAAUAAGAGGCGCAGAACCGAUAAUGAAAGUUACGGAACGCGUAGUUUUGAUAUAUUCCCGCUCAUUGAGCAAAUCAACAAAUCGGUGACCCAAAUUGUUGAAAAGAGGGAACAAGGGAAUGAUAAUACCCUCAAAGAGAUGGCUAACUCUCUUAAAGAGAUAACCAACUCUCUCACCGUGAUGGAUAAAUCCCACCGCGAGAGAGUCGACAGACUUGAGCAGGAAUUGAGGGAAAUAAAGGAGCAAAGGGCAACCCCCAGCCACUUACCAGCAGUACCCUCAUACGACCAAAAGGCAGCGCAAGGACCCCAAAUGGUACCGUCGAAGAAAGCGAUUACGCUCACACUCCACCAAACCGACCCUACCAAACCU
Messenger RNA from Wallemia mellicola CBS 633.66, 513 nucleotides. RefSeq lists its product as hypothetical. The transcript has a single exon. The record is from RefSeq and is a predicted model, not a curated record. The annotation marks the transcript as partial. Lineage: Eukaryota; Fungi; Basidiomycota; Wallemiomycetes; Wallemiales; Wallemiaceae.